AUGACGACUAUCAACCCAAACUUACACCCGCUCUUUGCUUUUCCACAUCCAGAAAGUGAUUUCAGUGAGCCAUCUGAGAGUGAGUAUGAAGAAUUCACAGUCAAGAAACCCACAAAGACCAAAAAGAAGGACAAAGUCUCCACCAAAGACAGAAUCAAACCAGAUCCCACUUCUGAAAAAGACAAACAACCGUUGAAACCAUCAAAGACGAAGCCUGAAGCAGCAGGUUGGUUUCAACAGCUGACGCUUUCCAUCCUCUUGACUUUUGUUACUAAGACUUUAAAAAAUAUUUUAGCUGCUUCCAAACCGGUAAAAAGUCUUCCAACAUCCAAACCGACACCCACCAGACCCCCUUCCACAAAGCCUUCAUCCUUUCUGAGCCCAGCAGUGGGGAGAGUACCCAAGUGGAACCCACCAGGUCCAGCUUCAGUGAGAAUCAAUACAUUUACUUUUUCGUCAGGAUUACCUUUCCCAGCUCGGAUUAUUUGCCUACUGAAUAUAUUUUCCCAAAGAGCUUGGAUCGUCCGGUACAGUCCACUGGUGAAGUCACCCAGCCAGGGGCUGCGACUUGGACUGUCCCGCCUAGUCCGAGUCAAACCGCUCCAUCCCAGCAUUGCGAGUCACUAACCCAUUAGGGGCCAGCGCCUCAUGUGGACCAGGGACGGCCAUUUUCUCUUAACACAAUUUUUAGAGAACAUUCUAAAAAUCGUUUUUGUCUUCCGGUUAUUUAUGACACAAGUCUCCAACUUGAACUAAAAUUGAAGAGCUUCAGGGAGGGGCUGCUAGGUCGUCCACACAGUCCGGUCCUCAGGAGUUCAUCCUCUAUUCUUUGUGUGAAUCAAACAAAACUAAAAUCUGUUUCUCUUUUAAUACAAAUGUGUUUGCCUGUAAUUUUCAUAUCCUUAUAAAUUCUUCUGUUUUUCUUUGUACUUAUUGUUCAGCAAACUUUGUAUAUUAUGUACAUACAUCUCAAAUAAAAUUGGAAAAAAAGGAGUUGUUUGGAAU
Messenger RNA from Oryzias latipes (Japanese medaka), 1005 nucleotides. NCBI's taxonomy places the organism in Eukaryota, Metazoa, Chordata, Actinopteri, Beloniformes, Adrianichthyidae. The record is from RefSeq and is a predicted model, not a curated record.